Dinoponera quadriceps is the source of this 791-nucleotide messenger RNA. RefSeq names its product DNA-directed RNA polymerase III subunit rpc9 (gene crcp). The record is from RefSeq and is a predicted model, not a curated record. NCBI's taxonomy places the organism in Eukaryota, Metazoa, Arthropoda, Insecta, Hymenoptera, Formicidae. Gene Ontology annotation, biological process: transcription initiation at RNA polymerase III promoter. Gene Ontology annotation, molecular function: nucleotide binding. Bases 324 to 698 code for a protein of 124 amino acids. The transcript is spliced from 4 exons. Gene Ontology annotation, cellular component: RNA polymerase III complex.
UGAUAAAUAUUAAGUGUUAAAUGUAUCUGUUAAUUUAAUUAAAAUCUGCUCCAUUCGUUUGCACUUUCUGCAUUUUAAGUGCAUAUUAUAAGAAAGUAGAAAGGACAGGUUUAGUGCAUCUGAAGAAUUAAGGAUCGAUGUGCGCGCGCACACACACAAAAUAAUUUGCACGCUAUAGAAGUAGUGUGAUCUAUUAGUGAGGUUAUAUAUAACCUCUUAAAACCCAAAUUUGAUUAUCAUUUUGCAGCAUUAUUGUCAUUAUCAUCUUGCUCUUUUUGCAGCAUUAUUGUCCAAAUUAUUUUUAGUACUAAGGAUAUCACAAUAUGCAAGUGAUAGAAAAUUGUUCUGCUUCUUUGAGCAAUUACGAGGUGCUGAAUCUUCUGCAGAAAGUGGAACCCAAUGAGAAGAUGAACAAUUUAGCAACUAUUACUUAUCUAGCGAGCAAAUACUUGGAAGAUACACCGUGCAUAAAACAGAAUCCAGAAAAGAUCAGAAAAUUUUUACAGGAGAUAGGGUCCUUUAACUUAACCAAAUGCGAAAAGCUCACUCUUCUAAAUCUUUGUCCUACAACUCCACUUGAAAUACAAUUGAUUAUAGAAGACAGCGAGGACCGGCUGUCAGAUGAUGACGUCGAAGCUGUAUUACAGAUUAUUGCAAAUCUACGAGAAGAUGAGCAGCAAGAUACUAAACAAACCUAAUCUCUAGGCCUUGACAUAACUUAUUUAUAUUUUUAUGUACAUUUUUUAUUUAUAUAAUAAACACGAAUGGAAAUACCAUAAUAUUAAAUACAA